AUGUCGCUCUAUAAGACAAUGCGCUGUCGUACGCGUCCAUCGGUUUGCCCGCUGUGUUCACAGUAUUUUGACGAGCAUGGUAAAGGUAUAAAGCCAUUCUGCAACCAAGGAAGUCGUUGUCGGUUUAUUCACCCAUCUGAUCUUCAAUGGGAUAAAGGCCGCGUCAACCCCGAAAAGUCUGCUUAUAAUGAUACCAAAUGCGAAAAAUCCAAGACCAAACCGAAACACAAGCCAAAAGCUUCAUCGACAAGUCCUUUACAACGAGGCCCUCGUUCAUCGCCACUCGUGCCACAGUCUGACUUGUUCAGGCGAAAUCAUGGGGAGCUCGAUAGAGAGCGCGGUCGUGACCGCGAAGUAAAACCUAUUCAGCGUGACCGCCGUGAUAGGGACUUCGAUUCAUGGGAGCGUUAUGUGCGUGACCGCGAUCGCUCCAGGGAUGUCCGAAGGUCUUCCCGGGAGAGGGCUGACGAAGAGAGGGCAUUACAUUCUUCAAAGCGAUCUAAGAGAACCGAGGGGCAUGCAAUCCGGUCCUCGGUUAUGGAUUCAGGUGACAAUCCUGAGAGCGGCAGUCGCCACGGAAAAGACCGUCUAGAUGCUUCUCAGAUGACGCCAGGAAAUCUGUCUUUUCAAUCGAGAGACGACAACAAGAGGUCCAUCGACGUCAUCAGCGAGUUCUCUAGUCGUCUUGCAAGGCUGUGCAGCCAGCUGGUUCAAGAUUCAUGUCAGCUUGACAAGGAAGAAGACAAAUUAAAGGCAUUUACGGAGUUGUCUACCGAGCUUUCCAAAGCUGCGCCGUCUACUGCGAUGGCGGUGACUCCUGCUUUGGCAGCCGUCAUAACAAGUCACGCGAAAUCCAAAGAGCGCGUGGCAACGCGCGUUAGAGAACUAGAUUCUCUGUGGGAGAGCCUGCUCUCAAAUAUUGUGACGACCAUUGUCAAAACGACAGAUAUCAACUUGGAGCGCGCCAUUGCAUUGUUGCACACAGAAACGGAUGUGGCUCUGCAGCACGGUACCAAUCCUGGGGGGAGCUGGACGAAGCUAUCGGAGUUGAAGAAUACUUCAGCCGACGAUGAUAGAGAGAAUGGAGCAGCAGGUGCUGAACAUGGGUCCAAGGCAUGGUCGCGAUCGCCAGAUUCAAAACGUCGUCGGGUGGAAUCAUCUACGCCAACAGCGAUUCCUGUAAAGGAGGAAAACGUUGACUAUAGAGGUUUGCUGGCGGCCAUGAAGUCGUCCUUGGCUAUGCAGACGCGAACAUUUGAACUGCUUGCCAAAGAAAAACAACUAGUGGGUGGCGUCAUCGAUAUUGCAACAAUCGUGGACAAUUUGAUGAAUACCGACGACACCAACUCCCCUGCUUCCACCGACAGUGAUGCUGUCAAUUGCUCAACUGCGAGAGUCUACUUCGGUCCAGUGCAAUCACCGGAGAAGAGACUCAUCGCUAGUGAGGUCACGCGAAGACGUGAACUAAGUAUUGGCACCGUCGACUCUCUCCUUCGUCCAUCGGGACUGCCUACUCUCCAUGCCCCUCCAUCGCCACAGGAAAUCACGCGCGCACCGGACGAAAGUGUUGAACGAAGCGACGAAGAUGCAGAUGAGAUCUCUGAUGUGGCUGCUCAUCUAUCUCGUGAAGACACGCCUGAGAAUGAUACCUUGGGCCAGAACGAACCAUCCUCCGUUCUUGCAAGUCGAAUUAUGCGGGCUUGCGAUAAUCCUUCCCCUCCUCCGCGGGCCCACCCCACCCUUUACUUUGGUCUUGUGAUGAGGGAUGGACGCACACCAUUCCCAGAUAUAUCUGCACCCCCUAGCCCGUUUCGCCCCAUAAAUUUGCGUGAGAGACUGAGCCAGUUCUCCCCGACAGAACGUGCUUUGUCGCAAGAACCACCGCAGCAUCAAGUUUCCUAUGAUCAGAAUUCGCCUCCACAUGAUUCUGCUGGUAACAUCUUUCAGCCCGAUCUCAUCUCAUUUGAAUCUUGCUCCGCUCUAGUCAAGACUGCGGAAUCUUCUGCAGAAGGACGUCCCUGUGGUUCUCCAAUUCAAACUUUAUCGUCCAGCGUAGAUGAUCUCCUCUCGCAUUCCCCAGAGCAUCCUUCUGUCAUACCUGCCCCUCGUGUAGACGGCAUAGAACGGUCUAAUUCCUCGGAUAGCCUAAAUAAGCUUCCUCAGGGGUGCCCACCGGCUGGCAUGGAAUCUAGACCACCACACUCCAGCUUUCCUUCGCCGUUGGUCGCCACCUCCAGCGCACCGGAUGUCACUGAGGAACAUGCAAGAUUACCCGUGCGGCGAUCAGCACGCCUUAGUGGGACUCCACGCCCCAACCAAACCACUCACACACAACAACCUCCGGAAACGCCGAAACUCAAAGGAAAAUCGAAGGCGACAACAACCGCGCCCGAGGGGAACGUUCCUCUGAUGCGGGAUGAGCAAACUAAGAUAAAGAGAGACGACGAUUCACGAAGACGGGCAUUAAACGGGAAAUAUGACACCACCCCCAAUUUCCAAAGGGAAUUAGGGUCCCUUUCUCCUCAGUCCGCGGAUGUCUUAACGCGUUUGUUGCCGUCCGAGCGAUCUACGCCACUCCCAGAGGGACAGUAUUCGCUACCACAACGUGAAAUUUCUUCUGUAUCUUUGGACCCUCCAUUGUUGACACCACAGAGGCCAAAGUCAGAUUCUCAGCAUCCUCUGGCUACUGUGCAGCGGUCAUUGGUUGUCGCUCCAACACCUAUUCGUCCGAAUGGAAAUCUAUUCGGUUCUUCCUCUCAUCUCAAGUUUUCCUUGACCGUCGAGGAUGCCUCUCGCACACCAGCGAGAAGGGUGCCCAUUCAAGAUGCCAUCGUACAGGGCUCUGCAUCCUCACAAAACACAAUGCUAUUGUCUGCGAAACGUGAUACAUCUACACGGUUGGUGGGCAUGCGUGGACCCGUCUUUUCGCGCCCUGCGUUGGACGAUCCAUCUCGUAGCCCUGCUAAGCGAAUUCUAAUCACAGAUUUCAACAGUCCUGUGCGCUCUCCAACUCGACCAGCAGGUGCGAGGGCUCGAAGUGCCUCAGCGGAACCGAAACCCAUUGUCUCUCAACCUAUCCGAAGUCAUUCUGUAGACCCCUUACCCCGUGCCGCUGAUAACAAAGGCAAAGAACCUAUGUUCCCUAAUUUUUCUUCCAAACCGAGAUCUGGCGCCAAACUGCCGUUCCCUCUAAAGGAUCUGAAGCUUGUCGGAGAAGAUUUAAUCGCUAAUCAGGCUGCGUCGUCCUCCAGUCCUGUGAAGUUUAGUUUGAAACAGCCCUCUAUUGGUAGUCGCAUACCAAGAAUCGGCGCCAAGCCUUAUGCUAGACCACAGCCGAAGAAGCCGGUUACAUCCACAGCUGCAAAGUUACCUGCCUUUGGUACUGGACCGCGUGUCCCACUUUUCAAAUCAGCUCCCGCUGGCAAUGGUAGUAGCAGCUCCGAAGAAUCAUCUGCCAUCGCCCCACCACUAAAUCGAAAAUUCGAUGGGAAAUCUGUAGCAGAGCCAUCAGUACUCUCGACCCUGAAGCGAAAGCGUGGCAUAGAAGAGACUGCUACGUCUUCCCCUACUCAUCAUGUGAUGGUCCGCCAGAUUGUGCCCGGGAUGCUUGGUAGCAAGUAUGCCCCAAAAGCAGCACCUGGGCUCCCACCAUCGGCUCCCUCUCUACCAGAGCCAAGUCCUCGGAAGCCGCCUGGUCCUAUAAAGUUCCGCAAAGUCGAGCCCGGAGUCAUAUCAGCGCGUUAUGCAGCGCCCAUCAAAACGACUGCAUCUGAUCCUCCAGCCACCGAUGUCCACAAAAGCAGCCCGCAGAUUUUGAUCGUGUCUGAGGAACCAGUCACCCAAUCAUCUUCGCCUCCCAGUUCAACCUCCCCGUCUGCUCUACCAGAACCUGAACUUGCGAAGCCAUCACAUGAUGUUGUUGAGCCCAAAGAAACGGUGGAAGCAUCUGCACAUCAGCCACCAGCAAAUCGAGGUCGGGGCCGUCGAACGCCUCGACGCAAGCCUGCAGCGCAGCAUGCCAACGACGUUUUUGGUCCCUCCACUUCGACGCAACCUCUCCAGCUUCGACGUUCACGGCGCUCUGAGGGCGAGGGCUUCAUGGGGAUGAGUGCAGUUGCCCUCCAAGCCCUCACCACUUCCAACACCACAAAGAACCAGGAAAUUUUCGCAAAGCUGGAAAGGGAGGUAAUUCGCAAGGAUGGCACCAGGCCAGAGAGCCCUGCAAUCAAGGUUCGGACGAUCUCGCAAAAACAGAGAGAUAUGAGGGAUCGGCAACGACUUGAACGAGCUGAGCGGAGGGCGAAGCGGGGUGAAGACGGGCCCGGGUUGAGUGAUUGUGAAGGUGCUAGCGAACUGGGUGAUCAAUCCAUCCUUGGAUUUGAUAAAGAACAUGAUGAAAAUGAUGGGGUGAUCUGGACGAAGCAUCGUAGGGGACCAGGAGAAGUGGAGGAUUAUGAGACGCCAGUUAGGCCUGAUCGCCCGGUCAAACGUUUGCGGUUUGGGGAAGGCCCUCAGCAGGAAGGGGAAAGAGAAAGCAAACGGGUGAAGUGGCAUCAGGGGUUAUCCACGGAAAUUUAUUUGGAUGAGGUUCAUCCUCGACCUCACUCGUGGACUAAGGACUUUGUCAUUGAGAAAAGCUGCUUAGCCCCGACGUCCAAGGCAAGUGGUUUGCGUGACUUUUGUACUACGUUCUUGCUCACCUUCCUCCAGACUCUUCGCUUAGACACUCUGGGCAACGUGAUGGAUGUCGAGCAGCAUCCACUCACUGACCUUCACCCAGAGAACAUCGUGGUAAAGAAGUUUGUGUAUGACAACGACGCUGAGGUGGUGGUGAAAGAGGUUAUACCCCCAAAAAUCACCAGAUCGAAGAGUAAGAAAUCGAAGAGUUAG
This is a messenger RNA of Suillus discolor, 4890 nucleotides long. RefSeq lists its product as uncharacterized. Lineage: Eukaryota; Fungi; Basidiomycota; Agaricomycetes; Boletales; Suillaceae. Gene Ontology annotation, molecular function: metal ion binding. The coding region runs from base 1 to 4890 and encodes 1629 amino acids. The record is from RefSeq and is a predicted model, not a curated record. The transcript is spliced from 11 exons.